AUGGAGCCCAUUGAAGAGACUGUCAGAGAAAUAAAGUGGAACGUUUUAGAACAAUUCUCUAAGGUUGCCCGUUAUACACGCAAUACAGCUACAAACCUACUUGAUAAUCCAUUGGCACGUCCCCUUUUACCGCACCUUUCUCCUGGAUUUGUACCGUCAGAAUCCACCCGUUCAGUAGUUGAUGAAUAUGAUGUUGGAAGAGUUUAUUUGGCGAAAUGGGCUGCGAGUGUUGCUGAACAGGCUGAGGAGGCGGCCAUGUCAGAAUAUCCUAAUCAAUCGCGUGAAGAACUAUACGUGAAUAAUUUUAAAAAACGUUGGUCUGAUACAGAUCCAAGAUCAUGGGAAGAGGAAACAGAGGUGGGGGCAUUUGAAAUUUUGAGCAAUGAAGCGACAUUGCCACCAUUGCACGCUACUCGCUCGAAUCCUCUUAAUGCUGAAAGAUGGUUUUCUUUUUUUGACACGGAAGGAAGACUCAAAGUAGAAUUAAGUGAGGUACAAGAGGCAGUAUUCCGAGGGGGUGUUGAAGAUGAUAUUAGAGUUGAAGUUUGGAAAUAUUUCUUGGGUAUUUAUUCAUGGGAUUCAAAUCAAGUAGAAAGAGAAAGUAUGUUGGAGGCUAAGGCUCAGCAAUAUUGGGCUUUAAAACGAGAAUGGUGGGAUUCAGCUGAGGUACAGGCCGAUGAAACUUUUAGAGAACAAAAAACAAGGAUAGAGAAGGAUGUAAUUCGAACUGACCGCAGCAUAUCCUUUUUUGCCGUUGAAGAUAUUCCUCAUCCCGAUCCAUUAUCAUCAGCAUCUUCUACUCUUACGAACAAGAACCUUGAACUUAUGAAAGAUAUUUUGAUGACAUAUAAUUUUUAUAACAAAGAUCUUGGUUAUGUUCAAGGAAUGAGCGACUUAUUAGCACCAUUGUUUGUUGUCAUGCGUAAUGAAGUUACGGCGUUUUGGGCUUUUGUGGGAUUCAUGAACCGUAUGAAAUCAAAUUUUUAUAGAGAUCAAACUGGAAUGAGGAGACAACUUUUAACACUUAAUCAUUUAAUACAAUUUAUGGAUCCUCAAUUAUAUAAGCACCUUCAGAAAACCGAUUCUUUAAAUCUAUUUUUUUGUUUUCGUUGGAUACUUGUUUGGUUCAAAAGAGAAUUCAAAUGGGACGAAGUACUUUUUUUGUGGGAAGUACUUUGGUCUGAUUAUUUGAGUUCACAGUUUCAUUUAUUCGUAGCCUUAGCUAUUUUAGAUAAGCAUCGGAUGUAUGUUAAUGAUCUUUCAACGACCAUUCCUCUUGAUGAAACAUUAUUACGAGCCGAGACCCUUUUUCAUCAAUUUCAACGAAUGGUUGCUGCUGUUGAUAGAAAGAGAUUCGGAGCCACGACCGAAAGUUUUAGCGAAAAUAGAGUUGCUUAA
Messenger RNA from Funneliformis caledonium, 1398 nucleotides. The record is from the annotation of a GenBank genome assembly. NCBI's taxonomy places the organism in Eukaryota, Fungi, Glomeromycota, Glomeromycetes, Glomerales, Glomeraceae.